Messenger RNA from Rhinocladiella mackenziei CBS 650.93, 2304 nucleotides. RefSeq lists its product as uncharacterized. The transcript is spliced from 2 exons. NCBI's taxonomy places the organism in Eukaryota, Fungi, Ascomycota, Eurotiomycetes, Chaetothyriales, Herpotrichiellaceae. Gene Ontology annotation, molecular function: DNA binding; zinc ion binding. Gene Ontology annotation, biological process: DNA-templated transcription. The record is from RefSeq and is a predicted model, not a curated record. Bases 1 to 2304 code for a protein of 767 amino acids.
AUGCAAGUUGUCUGGGAAGCAGACACUGCGGCCUUUGCAAGUCGCAAGAGGGCCGCCAGAGCCUGCCAGAAAUGUCGCGCUGCCAAAAAGCGAUGUCAUCAUACGUUUCAACGCCCUCCAGAACAGCAAGCAGAAUCGGACGGCCUUGACCGCAUUCUCCCCAACCUGACUCAUAAGGAGCCUAUACGUUUUGUCGGCGACUUGAAUCCCGAGUCAAUCCUGACUGACUUGUCGUCGAGGUCCAAAGGGGCCCAACGAAUCAGCCGGAUCGGAACUUGGGUUGAACAAUCUCGCCACAUCCAGGAUGAGUUGCCUCAAGAAGAUCUCGGCCCACGCCCUAAGUCGGGGGAUAAAACUCCCGUCAAUGUCGAGAAGUACGGGAAACUGGAAGGGGGUCGAAGAACGCUGACGGGUCAUCAACGCAAUUAUUUGCAGUCGGUUGGGGCAUUUCGGAUAUUGCCCAAGAGCACCCAAGACGCGCUCAUCACGACGUACAUUGCCUGUCUCGAUGGACUCCUUCCUAUCUUCAAUGGCGUCAAACUCCUCCAAGACUACUUGGAUGGACGGUGUUCGAUAUUUCUCAUUCAAGCAAUUUGCCUUGUGACCUGCAAAACCGAGGAGGCGGCACCGUACCUGAGACUCUACGACGACGGACCCCUCCUGGAUCCCAUCCCCUUUGCCAGGAGUCUCCAUACCGGGCUGGAUGCCGCAAUGAAAGCUGAUCUCGAACCUGACCGAGUCACCAAGAUCCAAAUCCUCACCUUGAUGCAUCUCCACAAUGAUGGGCCCGGAGGCAUCGAAGAGUCUUCUUUACACCUGUCUCAAGCCAUUCACGACGCGUGGACAGCAGGACUCCACAUCCACACCCCCGGUCGAACUCCGCGAGACCAAUCAAGUCUGCUCUGGUGGACGAUCUGGACCCUCGACAAGAUCAAUGCAUGUCUGGGUGGAAGACCCAUUAUGAUUGCGAACCGGGACAUUGACAUUGCUCGUCCGCCAUUGCUGGAGGACGGACCAAGAAGUCAGGUCAUAAAUGUCUGGCUCCGGCUCGGCGAUUUGCUUGAUCAAGUCAUCGAAUUCUACAGACCUGCCGCCGAUCAAGACGCCACCGGGUGGGAAACCGAAUUUCCAUCGUAUAGCUCGCUUACGGAAGACGUUAAUCUCACAUUACUUCGCCCCUCGGAGCAAAGCAUCCUCGAGCUCUGCUACCACGUAGUCGCCAUCCUCUCCUGCCGCGCCGGCGGGCCCAGCACCGCAUCCUACGCCCGACGCGUUUCCGCCGCAGAUCGAAUCCAACAGAUCUUCUGCGAUGGAGGACACGCCGGUGUCGCGCCCAUCCCAUUGGUGCCUUAUGCGGUCGGCCUUUCUCUGACCGUCGCAUACCGCGGAUUUCGCGAUAAUGCGAUAAUCGACGCCGAGCGCGCACAAGCCGACAUGACGACACGCUGCGAAAUGCUCGAAGCACUCAGCAUGUACUGGUGGACAGCGGACGCAAUGGCACGACUAGGCCGUAAGGCGCUCAAAAGCCUCCAACAGCCUGGCGCGCGGAAGCACUCGGUCGCCAACAUCGCCAAUGCCAUGGACGCCGAGGUGGCCGUCUGCAAAUUUGGUCCGUUCGAUUCAAAAUCACAUUCUUCGAAUCACGAUAAUAGCUUACAUGUAACAGCGGUCAACGGGCCUGGUCAUGGCUCAGGGCCGAUGCCUGGGACCGGCCACGGGAACGGAAACGAUGUCAACGUCAGUACCGGCAACGCACUGCACGUCCUUUCCGACGCCGCUGCCACACACUCGAGCACCGGCAUCAGCCACGAUCCGCCGACGCUCACGCCCUCCUUCGCGACAUCCAGAGACCGCCGGAUGAUGCACGAUGAAAAUUCGACAGCAGCAGCGACGGCAACAAGCACCGGUCUCCCGCCCACACCUCACAGGUCAUUUGCAGCGGACUCCACGACGACGCUUGCAACCUCAUCUUUCGAAGACCCGCAGUAUCAAUACCACAUCGACGACCUGGACAACUUGUUCGACGGGUUUUUUGACCUCAGCAUGCCGACGAUUUUCCAGGAUCCUGUCUUUGACGGCGAUGCGUUCUUGAAUGCUUCGAUGGAUUUCAUGCCGCCUGAUGGCAGUAGUGGACAGUUCGACACUGUUGCUGAUGCUAUGAACACUAAUAGUAAUCUCGGCAGCAGCAUGGGGGUCGGUGUUGGGCUCGGACAGGGACAGACUGAUUCUGUAACAGGGUCAGGGCCGUCAUCUAUGUCCAUAUCCUUUACACCGCAGGCUCCGCAUGAUCACCAGCUUCCUUGA